Molecule: messenger RNA, 1074 nt
Organism: Magnolia sinica
Lineage: Eukaryota; Viridiplantae; Streptophyta; Magnoliopsida; Magnoliales; Magnoliaceae
Product: vesicle-associated membrane protein 722-like
Exons: 5
Coding region: 158-817 (219 amino acids)
Biological process (GO): vesicle-mediated transport
Cellular component (GO): membrane
Source: RefSeq, a predicted model, not a curated record
GUGUAUUUCUCUUCUCAUAGCGAAAAAAAGCCAAAAGCAGAGAAAGAAGAGAGGAGAAAGAAAAAAAGAAAAAAAAGAAAAAAAAGAAAAAAAAACUCCUCCUCGUUCGAACUUCUCCUUCGUCUUUCGAAUCUAGGGUUAGGAUUUAAGGGAAGAGAUGGGGCAGCAAUCUCUGAUCUACAGCUUCGUAGCGAGAGGGACGGUGAUCAUUGCUGAAUACACCGAAUUCACAGGCAAUUUCACAAGCAUCGCAUCUCAAUGCCUUCAUAAGCUUCCUGCCUCCAACAACAAGUUCACCUACGACUGCGAUUCUCAUACCUUCAAUUACCUCGUCGAAGACGGUUUCACCUACUGUGUAGUUGCAGUUGAGUCAGCAGGAAGGCAAGUUCCUAUUGCCUUCCUGGAGCGUGUGAAGGAAGAUUUCAACAAGAGGUAUCGAGGAGGAAAAGCUGCGACUGCUGCUGCUAACAGCCUUAACAAAGAGUUUGGGCCAAAACUGAAGGAGCACAUGCAGUACUGUGUGGACCAUCCAGAGGAGAUCAGCAAGCUUGCAAAAGUGAAGGCUCAGGUGUCAGAAGUUAAAGGAGUGAUGAUGGAAAAUAUUGAAAAGGUUCUUGACCGCGGGGAGAAAAUUGAGCUUCUGGUGGACAAAACGGAAAAUCUUCGUUCACAGGCACAAGACUUCCGGCAACAAGGUACAAAGAUGAGGAGGAAGAUGUGGCUGCAGAACAUGAAGAUAAAGCUGAUCGUUUUGGGGAUUAUCAUUGCUUUGAUUCUCAUCAUAAUAUUGUCUGUUUGCCGUGGCUUCAACUGUUGAAAGAAGAAAAACCAACCUCUCCCCUCCACACUGGACUACUGCAUUAGGUAUGUCUACAUCUGGAUUGGUUCUAAUAUGUUGUUUUGAUGUCCCCUUUUGUGAAUGAGUCUUGUUUUUUUUUUCUUCCUUCUCUGCCUUUCUAUACUUUUUGUUUCUGGGAUGGGAGAACGAUUUGUAUUUUGUAUGGGAUUGCAUUGCAUGUAUAGAUUGUCUCAAGCAUGAAUUCUUUAUAUGAGGAGAGAUUAUUUUGAUGAUGA